UUUGCUGCCGCUAGGUUUGCAGCCGGUCGCUGCAGCUCUCGUGGCCGGUGCGGGAUGCUCGUAGAUUCUCCGCGUCUCCGGAGCUUGCGUUCGGCUCCCGCAGAACCAACUCGGCCCGGUCGGGGAGGCACCCCGGCAAUGCUGCUCCUGAGAAGUCCAGCGUCUCAGCCUCGGGGCUCCAAAGGAAAAACCCUAUUUCUUGCAGGUGAAGCUGCGGUCCAUCCGCGGUCUCUCGGAGGUCGCCUGCGCAUCGCAUCACAGCCAGCCUCGGCCACGCAUAUUACCCCGGCACCGCCGGCGCAGGGAGCACGGGAGAGUGGGGACCACGGCGGGGAAGACGCGAACCGAACACCGAGGAUGGACGCCCGCACCUGGCGUCUGAGCUGGCGCUGUCUCCUCCUCCUGGCUCUCCUUGGAUCUACCAGGAGCGAGGGUGUGGAGAGCUGCGAAGAAGUUCGGAAACUUUUUCAGUGGCGACUUGGGGGAGCUGUCAAGGGACUACCGUACACGCCGCGGGCAGGACCUGAUCUUCAGGUUUGUGUAUCCAAAAACCCAACAUGCUGUACCAGGAAGAUGGAAGAGCGAUACCAGAUUGCAGCUCGGCAAGAUUUGCAGCAGGUGCUUCAGACAUCCAGCUCAACAUUAAAGUUGUUAAUAUCUCGAAAUGCAGCUGCUUUUCAAGAGACCCUGGAAACCCUCAUCCGGCAAGCAGAGAAUUACACCAGCAUCCUUUUCUGCAACACCUACAGGAACAUGGCCUUGGAGGCUGCCGCUUCCAUUCAGGAGUUUUUCACUGAUGUAGGGCUCUAUUUAUUUGGCGCAGAUGUUAAUCCUGAAGAAUUUGUAAAUAGAUUUUUUGACAAUCUUUUCCCUCUGGUCUACAACCAUCUCAUAAACCCUGGUGUGACUGACAGUUCUCCCCAAUACUCAGAAUGCAUCCGAAUGGCCCGCCAGAAUGUUAGUCCGUUUGGCAAUAUCCCCAGAAGAGUCAUGGGCCAGAUGGGGAGGUCCUUGUUGCCCAGCCGCACAUUUCUACAGGCGCUUAAUCUGGGCAUCGAAGUCAUUAACACCACGGACCAUAUGCACUUCUCCAAGGAAUGCAGCCGAGCCCUCCUGAGGAUGCAGUAUUGCCCGCACUGCCAGAGUCUCAUGCUCAGUAAGCCCUGUAUGGGGUACUGCCUCAAUGUCGUCAGGGGCUGCCUGGCCCACAUGACAGAGCUCAAUCCACACUGGCAUGCUUACAUCCGGUCCUUGGAAGAACUCUCAGAUGCCAUGCAUGGGACCUACGACGUUGAGCACGUGCUCCUGAACUUCCACCUGUUUGUGAAUGAUGCUGUGCUGCAGGCGCACCUCAGCGGACAGAAGCUACUGGACCAGGUAUAUAAGAGGCCCUUUGAUGCUGUGUCUUAUUUAAACAGCAGUGAUAACUUCCCUCUUGAGUUUCUAACUCCCCAGACAUGGGCUGUUGUUAACUACACGGACAGUGUCAGAGAAUUCAUCAACAGCCUUAGACUGCACAGGUCUUUCUAUGGUGGCCUGGCUGAUCAGCUUUGCAUCGCUGAAUUAGCUGCUGCUGAAGGAAGGCCCUGCUGGAACGGGGAGGACAUAGUGAAAAGCUAUGCUCAACGUGUGGUUGGAAACGGGAUGAAAGCCCAGUCUGGAAACCCCGAAGUCAGAGUCAGAGGAACUGACCCUGUGAUAAACCAGAUCAUUGAUAAACUGAAGCAUGUUAUCCAGUUGUUACAGGGUAGAUCACCCAAACCCAACACGAGGGAGCUGCUUCAGCCAGGCAGUGGUGACGGCAUGCUGGAGCAAUCUAGUGGGGACUGUGAUGACGAGGACGGCUGUGGUGGGUCAGGGAGCGGAGAAGUCAAGAGGACCCUGAAGAUCACAAACUGGAUGCCAGACAACAUGAACUUCAGUGAUGUCAAGCAAGUCCACCGAGCAGACCAUGGAAGUACUCUGGAUAUAACUGGUGCAGGAUGUGCAUCGGGCACUGAGUCGAUGAUACUCACUCUAAUGGGGAUGCUGGUGAUUCCUGGACUUUGGUAAUGGAACUCUUCUGUCUGGACAUACCACUCGGGAGUCCUGUUUUAUUCUAUAUCCCCUUAUGCUUGGAAUAGAAGAUUUCUUUAAAAGGAAUGACUGAAUUUGGAAAAAGUGUGUCAUGCUAACUUCUUAGACUCCAACUUGAAAGUCCACAGAGUACCUAGAAACCAAGAUUCUGACAGACGGUUUCAAAUUUCUGGCGUCUAACUUAAACCUUCUUAAAUUCUAACAUUAAAUCUAAAACUGUGAAAAGCUCAGAAGGGACUUUGAAUAAGAAGGAUUUGGUAUAUCUUUAAUUCUAUUCUCCUCAAUUUCAAACCCUUUCCUUUUAAAAUUGAGAAUGUCAUCAUUUGAGAGUAUGUUUUCCAGGCUCAGAAAACAACUAGUAUUUCUUAAAGCACCAGGAAUAGAAAUAACAUUAAGUAAAAACACACAAUGGCGAGUAUUAUGCAUGCAUUUUUAAGUGAGUCUUACAUUUUUGCAAGUUACAGGAAAAUUACUAAAAGUCUGUGAGUUAUAAAGUAGAUUAGCAGGGUUAUUUCUCAAAAGUUUACUGAAAGAGCUUGACAAUGUUUGCCACUCUGGCUUCGCCAGUGAGCUUAGUAAUUUAGGGGCACCUAUUCAUUGUAGUAUCACAGCCAUGUCCCCUCCUUUCUCUUUACCUAAAAGAUCUAGUUAUGUCUGAAAGCACACUUGUAAACUCCAAUAAAGCUGUUGAUUCUUUGAUGAGAAAUUUUAAAGACUAUUAAGGUCGUCUUUUCUAAUAAAAAUUUAUUCCUAAUGUAUUUAUUUUGAAAAUGUCAUUUGUUACUUUUUUUAAAGCAUCAUAUGGAGCACACAGUUGGCUAUUCUUGCAUAAGGUCUGAUGAAUAUCUUGCAGUGGGUAAUAAGACAGAACAUGCAGCAUGCAAGUGUUUAGCUCUCUUCCUAUGUGGUCUGCAGGAAAGUUGCUAAUCCACCAUCCCAAGUUUCUCAGCUGUGGUAAGUUACAGAGACUGAUAGGAGUCUUCCAAAGCUGCACUUAAGGAGGAGAGUUUCGUCAGUGUUUAUUAAGAAGUAUCACACCUGGCUAUGGCCAGGAAAUCUAAUGAAUAUGAAGUAAAGGAAAAGAAAAAUGAAAUGCUGAACUUCUUAAGCAAAUAAUUCAGAAGGAUUUAAAAUGACCUGUGACAAGGGUCGUAAAGGAUUCAUUUUAACAGCCAACAUGACAGAGGCAGAACUGAUUUCUCCAAUCAGGAAGCAGUAUGUGAUCAAACCUUAUCUCUCUAAGGUUCCCAAUCAGGUGUUUGGAGAGUUGUCAGUUUCAGUUACAAUAUUUUUAACUUCUCAAAUAGAUUUUAUAGUCUGUUCAAGAAUGUCUUAAACCUGAAACCAGUAUUUCACCUGCUGAUUCUCCGUGUAAUUUUCUUAGGCUACUACUCCAGGCAGAAAUAUGGGUAGCUCUUGACCCUUCAGCUACACUCAGGCCAGCCCACUUCACAAACUACAAACUUAAAUUUUUUUCCGGUUACUAUAUCAGGAAAAAAUUAGUAUUCAGUCACUCAUGCAAUCUUGUCCCUGCCAAGGUUAGUUUCCUAUAGAAAAAUUCCUGAGUCCCUAAAUUAGGGGAAAUUCAUUUUAUAGUCUGAAGAGUACAACUCAGGAGUUUAAGAUGUAUGUUGACAAAAUUAGUUGAUUCAAGAUAAUUUGGGGCAUUACCAGAAAUGGCUAAGAGCAGAGAGCUAACAGAACCAACAGAAUCAACGGGUGCAUUUUGUAGACUGCAUUUUAUGUUCUCAAGUGUGUGAUGUCUACCUCCAACUAUGCAUUUCAGAUACUACAUAUGUCAGAACACUGCUGGGAGAGCUCAGAGCCCUAGGAGGUUUGCAGAAUUUCUUUAAGUGCCUGAGGCAUCAUUUUUAGUAUUCUUAGUGAGGGUAUUCAUACUUUAGCAUGUCACUUGGUGACAUUUUAUAUUUAUAUAGGACUUCAUGAUGUAAAAAGUUCUUUCAAAUGAAACAAAGUGUCUCAUGUGACCUUCCUCACUCUCCAGGCUGACUUGAUUUUUAGUCCCAUAGAAACAAUGACAUCGAAUUUUCUAUAAUAUGGCUCCAAAUCAGCGUCUCUGUGAUUUCCAGAAAUGAUAGCUAAGAAGGUUUAAACAAGAGUAAAAUUAUUUAAGCAUACAUCUCACUCCCAUGAUGACUUAAAAAUAUCAAAAUAUAAUGUUUUAUGCAUAUCUUAUAUUGAAUGAUUUUAUCCAAGUUGUUUUUGAGCCCUGAAUGAUUUUUAUACACAUUGAAGUGCUCACAAAGUUAUUGCCAGGUUCAGGUGUAUAGCUAAAAACUAUAUAUAAAAAAAGAAAAAGGAACAAAAGAAACCGAAAAGAAAAGAAAAACCUACAAAAAACCACCUUUAGUUCUUAGUUGAAUAUUUCGCAUCUCUUGGGGGAGAGUGGGUUAAGAAUUAGAGUGAGAAUUUUCUCGCCCGUUAUUCCUCAUAGACACAGUGAUAAAUGAGUUUAUUGAGUUUAUGCACAACCUCUUUCGAUCUUCCCAAUAACAUUACCACCUGUAUUUUACCAGUGAGAGGAGUGAGAUUUAGGGAUACCAUGAAAUUUGUCUGAUGCCAUGCAUCUAAUCAUUAUAUAAUUAGAAGGGGGCCUUUGAUAAAAAGCAAUUUACAUUCCUAGUUUAAAAGCAAUAGCGUUUCACAGCAAUAGAGAAAACAUAGGUGUUAAUAUCAAAACUCUCCAGGUUUCUUCAACUCUCUAAGCUAGUACAUGAAUUUGUCCUGGACUGCUGCUAUUCAAAUCAAGUUGUACUGACUUCAUAAUUUCAUCAUUGUCAAACUGUGUGUCAAUUUGCAUAUUGAAAGUGAGCAAGGAAAAUGUGGACCUUUUGUUCUGACAGUUGUUCAUCUCUGAUACAUUCAAAUCACACUCGUAUACAGCGGCUCCCAAAUAAAUCAGCUAUCAAAAAUGCAAAAGAAAACAGCAGUUUUAUAAUUAUCAUGGAAUCAUGAAGUUACCCUUUGUUUCCUGUGGUACUGAUGGGAAUGAAAUUUCUAGGCCUGUAGAGCACAGGGUAAAAUUAGAGAAGGAAUUGUACAGAGAGAGAGGGAGGAGAGAGGAGAGAAGGAUGAGUGAAGGACUGGAGGAGGAAAGAGAAGAGGAAAGAAGGUAAAGAAGACAGGAAGGGAGGGAGGAAACUGGAGGGAGGCGGGUCGCUGACUGUGGGGGAAUCCUCUUUAUGCACCCUGGAUUAGCCUUUAAAUCUACUGUUUGUUCAGGGGAAUCUUAUGCGUGCGGAGAUGCUGGCCGUUGGCUGUAUUUUCUCCUCACUAAGGGCAGAAGUUAAUGAGAUAUUUUCCCCUAAACACUUGUGUCUUCUGAAGUGUUUGCUAAGGACACUUGGAAAUGACUCAAUUAGGCUAUUGUUUUCAGACACUUACCUUACUGUUUUAUCUCCAGAACUCUUCAAGUACAAGAAACAAUUGUUUCUUUCUUAGUACGUGAAUUUAUUCUGGAUUGCUGCUAUUCUGUAAGAUAUUCACUGUGUGCAAGGAAGUAAGUAUCAGAUUGUCAACUGUGCAUUCAAAUAAAAUUACAUGGGCUAUAUGAAACAAUAAUAAUAUUGUUAUGUAUGUCUUUGGGCACAUCAACAUUUUAAAAUCAUAUUAUUAUAUGCAAUUCAUUUGUA
Molecule: messenger RNA, 5729 nt
Organism: Myodes glareolus (Bank vole)
Lineage: Eukaryota; Metazoa; Chordata; Mammalia; Rodentia; Cricetidae
Source: RefSeq, a predicted model, not a curated record